CCGAAGAACAACAAACACAAACCGAAGGUUGAGAGGCUCCGGUGGUCGGCGAGUGGGCUCAUCUCUAACCUCGUUACUGGGACACAAUAUAGCUGUAAUGUUCCGAAGAAAGGUCCAUAAAACGGACUGAACACCUGCACCAACAUCCGUUACCGGACUGGAUGUAAGAUAAACCAAACAGGAAUGGGGACGUUGGGUUGUUGAAAACACUCUUUCCUCCAAUCUCUGCUGCGUAUGAGCUGUGCAGCCAUGGAUUCCUCUGAUGAAGAGGAGGAGCGCACCUUCGUCCGGGUCCUCAGUGAGAAGUACAACCCGGAGAAUUUCCCCUACGGCCAAGGUGUGGUGGUUCUGCCCAGCCCUCCAGGAUCUCCUGUUAAAGACCGACUGUUCCUGCCCAGCGUUCUGGUUCUGAAUGACUGCGGGAUCAGCAAAGCUGGCGACAGGUCCGACAUCGAAGCAUUCUGUGCUCAUGUCCUGGAGCUGGACCUGGCCUACAAUCAGCUCAAAGACUGGGAAGAGAUCAGCACCAUCGUCUCCAGCAUCCCUCACCUGGACUUCCUCAACCUGAGCAUGAACCCGCUGAGCGGCGUGCAGCUGCAGCCCAGCGUGGCCGACGUCUUCUCCAGGGUGCGACGACUCGUCCUCAUCAACACGCAAGUCAGCUGGGACACGGUGCACACUCUCACGCAGCACACGCCAGAGCUGAAGGAGCUCUUCCUCUGCCUGAACGGCUACGACUCCGUGUCCGAGUCGCAGGCUUCCUGUCCGUCGCUGAGCCUCUUGCAGAUUACCGGCAACCAGCUGCAGGACUGGGCCGAGGUCAGGAAGUUUGGGCGGCUGUACCCCAGUCUGAGCACCUUGGUGCUGGCCAACAACAGCGUCAGCUCUGUGGGUGACACCAAGGAAACACUGGAGGGUCUCUUCCCCAACCUGCGCAGCAUCAACCUCAACAACUCAGGUCUCAGCCAGUGGCAGGACAUCGAAAGGCUGAACUUCUUCCCUAAACUGGAGGACGUCAAAGCUCAGGGGAUUCCUUUGCUGCAGUCGUACAGCACCCAGGAGAGACGCAGCCUCCUUUUAGCACAGCUGCCAUCUGUGAUGGUUUUAAAUGGGAGUGCCAUUUCUGACGGAGAGAGGGAGGACGCAGAGCGGUACUUCAUCCGAUACUACCAGGACUGUCCUGAGCGGGAGCUUCCUCAGAGGUACCACGCCCUCGUGUCCAAAUACGGCCACCUGGCCCCGCUCGCCGAAGUGGACCUGAGCCCGCGCGGCACCGUGGUGGAGGUCCGCUGGGGGGACCGGGUGGAGCCGGUCACCCUCCGCCUGGAGCAGACGGUGGGCGACCUGAAGAAGCAGCUGAAGGCUCUGCUGCAGCUGCCCUCCAACGGCAUCCGCCUCUUCCACAUCGACAAAGAGAUGAGCUCCGUGUUCGGACCCGAGGAGCUGAAGUGCGGCUUCCGGGCGCUUCACUCCUACAGCAUCCAAGACGGCGACGAGAUCCUGGUGGUGCUCAAAGAGAAAAACCGCUGCAGCUCCUCGGAUUUUUGAGGAAGGACGCUCUCGUGCUUCGGAUGAGAAAUUAAAAACGAACAGAGGCAAAGCUUUUGUUUGAUAAGAAAGACUUCUCCCAGUGCUGAAUGUAAGGAAGUUUAGAAAAAUGACGCAACAUUAAAUUUGCACAUUGAAGCUUUUGACCCAAAAUAGCUUUAAAGGAGUUUAGUAAAGUUUAAAAUUUAGCUGUUUUGUUUUUUUGGUGGGUCUACACUUAAGACCUUCACUUUAACUAAACAUAAAAUUUGGGCCAUAAAAUCGUCAAAUGUAGGUGCCAAAGACGAGACAAACUAUGCAAAACGUAUCCAGGGUUUCCCUGAAAAAAACAGGAGUGCUAGAGCUGCUAAAAAAUGCUAAAAGUUGACAAGAAAUUUGAAAAUAUAACUAGGUAAUUAUGUGUAAUUGGAAGAUAUUGCUGACAAUACCUAAACACACAAUUAUAGGUUUUAAAUACAAUCGAAUUUUAAUUAUUUAUCUUAAAACAACCUUCACAUUUAAAGGUUGAAAAAUAUUACCUGAAAUAGACAAUAGCUGUGUUUCUAUUGACCGUAAUUCUGCACCGUUUGACAUCUGGAAAAAAAAUGUGUUUAAUGGAAACGCGCUAGUUAUCGUUUUUCCAUGAAAAAGCUUUGCCGUUAGGAUGAUACGGGGGAGGGGGGGGUUUGGCCGUAUCAAAAUGAGUUUAUUUCACAAAACUGCAAUGGAAACUUUUUUUUUUUACAGUAGUAGGAGGAUGGCAUGUUUUUUAAGGUCUUACCAUGUGAACAAACUUAUGUUUCUUAUUUAUUGGAAACGCCGCAAAUGAGAAAUAGUUUUUUGUCUGACAUUAGUGGAAUAUUGGCAAAGUUUUGUGCACAUUUGUAACUGAAAUGUAGGUAAUUAUGUAGUAAUUCAUGCAGAAGAAGCCCAAACCAACUAUAGAGUAUGCAUAUUUAUCAUUCGUCAACAUACUUUUUUGUAGUGAUAAAAUAUUGGAUCAAUAUUUACAUUUUCUAAUUAAUUGAGCAUAUAUUUCUCCUUUCUCCCUUUAGAAUGACAGGUUAUCUGCAAAUUUAAUGAAACAUCUGUUUACCUGUUCAAAACGACAAACUUGAGGGCGUCCAGCGGAGGAGAGUACUGUUUAAAAAACAACUAACUUUGACCAUUUCCUCCAGGAUAAAUAAAUGCCCCAAAAAUCAAACAGAGUUUUUAGUCAGGUAGAUCCAUCUCACGUCAGAAAAAUAUAUAAAUAUAAGUUAAAAAUGUAGGUUGGGACGCGUGAAUUGACAGCAGCCUCAUGGGUUUCCGGGCUUAAAAUCAAGAUUUAGCCCAGUUUGUUGUGAGGAACAAAAAAUAUUCUAGUUCAGUUAUUAAGCCAAAGUUUAUUUAAAAAAUAUCUUUUCUGAAAGUCAACUGAAUGCGCAGGUUAUAUUAAAGAAACCACUGCAGGUUAUCAGGGAUUAGAUCCAAGACAGAACUUUAGCAGAGGUUUAAUCAUUUAAAUUAAUACACAAAUACCAAAAUAUAAGGUAGAGUUUAAAAAUAUUCACAAUGCAGUUGUAGUUCUCCUUGUUCUUUUUCUGAUUGUGAAUAAUUUUAGGAGCAAACAUAAAGUGAGGAGUUAACUUUAUCCUGCAGUCGGCUGAAUCCAGGAUGUUAACAUGCACAGAACGACAUUUCUUUUCCGUUUAGUUUUUUUUUAAAGUGCGUCAGCCUUGAGAAAGCUCCGUUUGUCUGAGUUCAGCUGAGCAGAUUCAGAUUUGAAAACGUUCCUUUGUUGAGAACGGAUCGGAUCGUUCGCUGGGAAUCCUGGGAUAACCCUGGCGCGGAUGCAGACGCGCCGCUCCGCUUUGGGGGGAACACAGACGCACACGGAGCCGCCCUCCUCUCCUCCCGCCCUGGAGGAAAGCCGAGACGACGGCCAGGGUAGGCCGGGUCCGGGCCGGACGCUCCAGUUACCGCCGGCUGCAGGCUGUCGGGCAGCUGAGAGGCGACGAGCCGCUUUCUGGAGGGAAACCGAACACCGGCUGCCACCAGUGUCACACAGACUUCCGCUGCUGCUGCGUUAGACCGGGUUCAGACAGCCGGGUUUCCCGCCCAGACUCUCCGUUACAUCCGACACUGAGACGUUGUUAAACUUUACAUUUCCGCUCAGACUCAGUGUUUCACCAACGUCACCAACAAGUACUAUGUGUCAUAAUCUCCUGCUGGAUCCUACAGCAGCGUAUUACUGCUAUUGUAGAUUUAAAAGAAAAGGAGCAGCAGCUUUCCCCUCUAAGACUCAGGAACUUUUGGAUCAAAUCUUAGAAAUUUUUUAGAAAAAACUUGGAGAUUUCUGAGUUUGAUAAGUUGACAUUUUUAGACUUCUGAAACUCAGAAAAUUUCCAAAAAAAAUAUUUUGAUGUUUGAAAGUCAGAAAUGUCAAACCUUUUCUAGAAGAGAUUUUCUAACAAAUUUUUGACCUUUCAAGCUCAGAAAGUUUAGUUUUUUGUUUCAAAUAUUCGACUUUUGGAGUCUAGAAAUUUUCUCAUUGUUUUUUCAAGAUUUCUGAGAAUAAUCUAGAACAUUUUUUUGUUUUCUUUUUACAAAUUGUUGACAUUUCAGGCUCAGAGAUUUCAGGGUUUAUCGUUUCAAACUAGACUCUUUUUCUUGUCUUGACGUUUGGAGCUCAGAAAUUUUUCUGUAUAGAUUUCUGAGAUUAUAGAUUUCCGCCGCCCCCCCCCCAAAUUUGUAACAUUUCAGGCUCAAGCAUUUUUGGUGUAAAUAUUUUUCCUUUUGCGUUUUCUAUCUGCAAUGGUCUUAAUACGCCGUUGUUGGAUCCAAACUCACAGGAGACAUUUUGUUGCCAAGUAUGAAAUCUAUCAGAAGAAUGUAAGAUGCAGGUUUUUACACUGAUGGGAGAAUAUUUUGCAUGUCGGGUUCAUUUCGAAUCGCGCGUGUUUUCUGGCUCUUUGUUGUUCCCAUAGAUCGACCAGAAUUCCCUUUGGUUGUCAUUUUGGAAAUCCUGCUGAGAACAUGCUGCUGGUUGCAGGAGUUUCCCUGUUAAUCUGUUCACUGUUGCCUGACUGUUACUCUGCUUCUAACUUUAGUAAGAAAAGAAAGUCAGUGGAGAUUUACUAUCAGCUUCACAGGAGCGAUAAACGUCACGGCGCCCUUCCAGAAGGAAAAGUAAAGAUGAGAACAGAGGAGGUUUUUGUUGAGCCAGUUUUCUCGUUUCCUUUUCUUUUGCUUCGACUGAAAUCUUUACAUGCCAGGUUACAAGUGUUUUCACGGAAAAUGCUCAAAUCUCACCUGUAGCUUCAACUCCAGUGUGUCUAAUUGUCCUAAAACUUUGUUUUGUUCUGGUUCUGAUCCGUGUUUGGGCUCUUAUGGAAGAAGGUCCGGGUUUGAAUCCUCGCUGAACCUUCUCCCUGUGCAUGCGUUGGUUCUCUUUGAGUUUUAGCUUAAUUGGACUCUAAAUGGCCUUCUGGUGUGAAUGUGUGCAUGGUGGUUUAUUCUGGGUUGCCAUGGUGACCUCGCCUCUCGUCUACUGACGACGUAGGAAGGCAUAGAAAACGCAAAAUGAUCUCCAUAUCAAAACAAACUGGUACAGCUUGCUUAUAAGAGUCUUACAUUUCUAAUUAGUAAAAUAUGAACGGAAUAUUGAAAAAUAUCACACAUUUUGAGUUUAAUAUUAGACAUAUAAUAUAUAUGAUUUCUACAAGAAGACGGGAAAAACUGAUUCAUAUGAUCAUGGAAAUGAGGUUAAUAGUUGAAUUCCCCAGGUUCUUUAAUUUAGUUUCUAAUUUUUCUGUGAGAAAAAGUUUUUGUUUCUUUCACCGUUUUCUGAGUUCACGUCGGCCUGGUGGUAAAUAACCGGAGGUGUGUUUCAGUAUCUAACGAUGAUGGGAAGUCAGGUUUAGAUGUUGGUUUUUGUGAGUUGUUUGAUUUGCACGGCUGGAGUUUCUGCUUAAAACGUCUGAUUUUAGGGAAACGUGAUUCUUUGUGGGAGUUUUUAAUUGUGAUGUAUGCGACAUGUCGUCUUCAGUAACUCCAAAUACGGAUAAGAUUGGCAGAUUUUCAUAAUGCAGUGUGUCUGUUUGGAAAUAAUUGCUUCUUAACUUAUUUCACGUGUGCUUUCGGCUUCUUUUGUGGAUCUCGACACUUUAAUUCAGGUUUGGUUUCUUGAGGUAAUGAUGCUGUUUCUAUAUCUGUACUGUGUUUUGAUGCUUUUACUUCUCCUGAAUAAAUAAAUCUGAAUAAUGA
This is a messenger RNA of Xiphophorus maculatus (southern platyfish), 5775 nucleotides long. Its product is annotated as tubulin-specific chaperone cofactor E-like protein. The transcript is spliced from 9 exons. Gene Ontology annotation, molecular function: U2 snRNA binding; protein binding. The record is from RefSeq and is a predicted model, not a curated record. Lineage: Eukaryota; Metazoa; Chordata; Actinopteri; Cyprinodontiformes; Poeciliidae. Gene Ontology annotation, biological process: mRNA splicing, via spliceosome. The coding region runs from base 235 to 1548 and encodes 437 amino acids.